CUUGCCGCAGUCACUACAUGGCCAAACCACGACCAGGUUUGGCGCUAGUUUCGCCAUUGCUCCUCCUCGCCGCUCUCUCGUACGCCCACCUCUUACUCUCACAGCUAUUGUAGGUGUGAUCUCGCGUCUUGGUCAGAGACCAGCUCCCCGACCUUGUCGCCAUCAAAACUUACUCCAUGGCGACGCCGCCUCUGGCGGGGCAAGCGGCGGCGCUGCUCGUCUCGUCGCUCGCCAUCGCAUCCCAGGCUCUGCUCGGUGCGCUGCACCUGCUCCUCUCCGCCUUCCUCCUCCACGUGGCAUCCGUCGCCGCGUCCGCCGCGUCCCUCUGCAUUUCGCCGCUCUCGUCCCUCUUCCGCGCCUCUAGAAGCACCGCGUCGCCCGCUAAAGCCACGUCACCGUCCGACUCCCGUAACGGGUCACCUCACGAGCCACUCCUUAGCGCGGAUGCUGCUGCGGCUGCUGGAUCCGUCAGCGGCGACGGCGGCGGCGGCGGCGGCGGCAGCGGCGGCGGAGGUAGCAAGGAGCAACAAACGGACAACGGAGAACCUUGCAAUAAUAGUGGCCAGGAAUACCCGCCGCUUCUGCUGUACGGCGGACACGUGGCGCAUCAUAGGAGCCAGCCGACGGCGCACGGCUUUAACUACUCCGUGCGAUACGCCCUCGUGAAUCUCGACGCGGCGCCUGAUUGGUUCGUCCGGUCGUCCGGGCGGCACCACAUGUCGGCUGACGAAGCCCGCUCGUUCGCUGGGACGGACGGACCCAUCUUCCUGCUGACCAACCCUGUGAGCAUGGGAUACGAGCAGAACCCCAUCAGCGUCUAUUACUGCUACCAUGGCUCCAGCACCAGCAGCACUCCCUCGUCCACCAGCAACGGCGGUGGCAGUUGCAGCAAGAGCAGCAAGAGCAGCAAGAGCGAGGCACAGCAGCCCGCGAGGGCUCUUCUACCCCCUGCUGAGAGGGCUCUUCUACCCCCUGCUGAGAGGGCUCUUCUACCCCCUGCUGAGAGGGCUCUUCUACCCCCUGCUGAGAGGGCUCUUCUACCCCCUGCUGAGAGGGCUCUUCUACCCCCUGCUGAGAGGGCUCUUCUACCCCCUGCUGAGAGGGCUCUUCUACCCCCUGCUGAGAGGGCUCUUCUACCCCCUGCUGAGAGGGCUCUUCUACCCCCUGCUGAGAGGGCUCUUCUACCCCCUGCUGAGAGGGCUCUUCUACCCCCUGCUGAGAGGGCUCUUCUACCCCCUGCUGAGAGGGCUCUUCUACCCCCUGCUGAGAGGGCUCUUCUACCCCCUGCUGAGAGGGCUCUUCUACCCCCUGCUGAGAGGGCUCUUCUACCCCCUGCUGAGAGGGCUCUUCUACCCCCUGCUGAGAGGGCUCUUCUACCCCCUGCUGAGAGGGCUCUUCUACCCCCUGCUGAGUCCCUGGCAAUCUGCAUCGGCGAGGUGUCCAACACGCCGUGGACGGACCGAGUCACCUUCCUCUUUGCGCCUCUGCUGGACCGCGUGCCCAAGCCGCUCCACGUGUCGCCCUUCAUGGACAUGCAAUCCACAUGGGAGAUGCGAGCGUUGCCCCCCUCCCACCGCAUCUCACUCCACAUCACCGCUCUGCACCCCGUGCUGGGCAACCAGCAGGGCAAGACCGGGGGGGACGCAUGCAAGGAAGCGCGCAAGGAGACUGGGGAGGCGGAAGUUGGAAAUGGGGAGGAGAAUGAAACUGAAACCAAUGGUAGUAGCAACGGUGGUGGCAGGAGCAGUGGUGGCAGCGGCAACAUCAGCAGCAGCAGGCUGGGCAGCAGUGUAUUCAUCGCUUGUCUUGACAUCGACUGCCUGCCUGCAGACAAACAGCCAUAUCUCCAGCCAAACCUACCUCCCUUCCAUGCACACCCUGCUGCCUCCCCUCCCUCCUCCUCUGCUCCCUCCUCCGUCGCCCCUCACUCCUUCCCCCCAUCCUGUGCCUCCUCACGCUUCCCCUUCCCCUGGCGGCCUCUUGCGGAGUGGCACAGGGAGGUCCGCUGCCGCUGGUUCCUGUGCUUCAUGCCGCAUCUGGUGGCCUUCUGGAUCUACUGGCAGGCCUUCCUCCUCUGGCUCAAGGGAGUGCCUCUUUUUGAGCAUCCCAAGUACGCUGAGGGGUCCGCCUAUGCUGAAUCUACAUUGGACCGACUCUCAACUGUAGCUUACAUUGGCCAGAUAACCAGCACCACAACUGCAAAGAAUGGAGGGACUGCAAGCCACGCCCUAUUAGCAUCUUCCAAUCAGUGCCCUUUCAAGUGGCGUAAUGCGUCAAAAUGGCCUUGGAAUUAGUAGAAAGAAGCUCACAUCAAAUUCCAUUUAUUGCUGGUUGAAGUGAAUUAAUUUGGCUUGAGAUGAAGUUGAAGAUGUGUUGUUUGG
Messenger RNA from Closterium sp. NIES-67, 2381 nucleotides. Lineage: Eukaryota; Viridiplantae; Streptophyta; Zygnematophyceae; Desmidiales; Closteriaceae. The record is from the annotation of a GenBank genome assembly.